Molecule: messenger RNA, 3190 nt
Organism: Scleropages formosus (Asian bonytongue)
Lineage: Eukaryota; Metazoa; Chordata; Actinopteri; Osteoglossiformes; Osteoglossidae
Product: scavenger receptor cysteine-rich type 1 protein M130-like
Exons: 16
Coding region: 1-2988 (995 amino acids)
Biological process (GO): cell-cell adhesion
Cellular component (GO): membrane
Source: RefSeq, a predicted model, not a curated record
AUGCGUAUUAGCUUGCUGGGAGCAGUGGGUGCCAACACCAAGGCGGAUGCCCUGUCUAGGCUGUAUGACAAGGACCUGACUCCAGAUGCACCCAAGCCCAUCCUGCCCAGCACCUGCUUUGUGGCCCCCAUUCGUUGGCAGUUCGCACAGGACCUCCAGCAGGCCCAGACGGAGGAACCCAGUCUGGCUGACACCCCCCUAAGGCCUGUCCCCUUUCCAAUGUGUCCUAGGUUACCAGCCUACCUUGUUCCCCUGGCACCCUGCUUCCUCAGAGGUCCCUGCUGUGGAUUCCUGGUACCUGCAGAGGAUAUUCGCCUGAAACUACCCUCCAAGAAGUUCAGUCCCCAGUUUAUAGGCCCAUAUAAAAUCCUUCAGAGGAUCACCCCUGUCACUUACCAGCUACAGCUACCACCGCACUUGCGUAUCAACCCCACAUUUCACGUCUCCCUUCUCAAGCCCUACAGUACUUCCAUGAUCCAAGCCGCCCAGAGUGAACCAACACCCCCUCCACCGUACGCGGAUGGGGCCGAGGGCUACACCGUUCACGCCCUCCUGGAUUCCAAGUGCCGAAAUGGGGGGCUGUACUAUCUGGUGGCCUGGGAGGGGUAUGGUCCUGAGGAAUGUAGCUGUGUGCCAGCUCGCAACAUCCUCGACCCGUCUCUCAUUGCUGAUUUCCACCGGAACCAUCUGGACAAGCCGGCGCCCCGUCCUAGGGGCCACCCUCCCGCUCGUAGGGAGGGGGUACUGUCAUGCCCACACCUCAAUCGACAGCAACUGACUCCAAUCAAGCACCUGACUGCUCACCCUUUGAAAGACCCUCCUCAGCUCUCAUACCUUUGCGGAAUCUUGUCUGAGACAACUGUUCUCUUGCGCCAUGUCCUGCUCAUCUUCAUCCCUUGUUUCCUGUCUCCGUUCUCCGGUGUUCGACUCUUUGCUUCAUCCCCUUACCACAUCCUUGGAUCCUUGCUCCCACUCCGACAGCCGAUCGACCGACUCUUCGCCUGUCCCCGAAAACGAGAAUUUGCCAGACCCCUCAGUUCCAAACGAACGAUCCUGCACUUGGGUCCAACCACUGAAUUCCUUUUUCAGUACUUUAUGAAGACAGUUGUCUUGCUGGCACCAAGUCAAAACAGACAGGGUUUCCCCAGCAUACGGAUGUCAGAAAUGUUCUACUGGUCCCUAGGCAGCAUAGUGCUUUCACUACUGCUCACAGAAUCAGGUUGUCUUGAUCCUGCAGGAGCAAACGAAAGUGUGUUUCGACUUGUCAAUGGCUCUGACCAGUGCUCUGGUAGGGUGGAGCUGAAACUCUUUGGGCAGUGGGGGACAGUGUGUGAUGAUAACUGGGACAGACAAGAUGCAGCUGUCGUAUGCAAAAUGUUCAAUUGUGGAGGAUUUCACGGCGCAGUUGCCUUAGCUCACUUUGGAAUGGGCGAAGGUCCAGUGUGGCUUGAUAAUCUGCAGUGCUCAGGAUCAGAGGCAUCCCUACUGGAAUGUCCCCGUGCAAAUCUUGGAAAACACAACUGUAACCAUAGUGAAGAUGCUGGUGUCAUAUGUUCAGAUGUUGAUGUGCGCCUUGUUAAUGGUCCUGACCGCUGCUCCGGGAGAGUAGAGAUACAACUUUCUGGAAUAUGGGGGACGGUGUGUGGAGACUCCUGGGAUAUGAUGACAGCCAAUGUAGUGUGCAGGAUGUUGGGAUGCGGGGGAGUUAAAGAUGCUUCUGGAUCAGCUCACUUUGGGAGAGGCCAAGACCCUAUCUGGCUGGAGGACCUGUGGUGCUCUGGAUCAGAGGCCUCCCUUCUGGACUGUCGCUACAGUGGCCUGUUGUCACACAACUGUAAUCAUGAUAGAGAUGCUGGAGUCAUAUGUUCUGAUGCCAUAAAGAAUACCUCAUUGUAUGUGAAUUCCUCUGGAGAAAUACUGGAGGGCAGUUCAGUGACUCUGACCUGCAGCAGUGAAGCCAAACCACCAGUGAACAGAUACACCUGGUUUAAGAAGAAAGGAGAUGAAAUUUUAAAAAGAGGAUCAGGGCAAAAUUACACUAUUUCUAACAUGAGAUAUGAAGACAGUGCACAAUACUUCUGUCAAGGGCAGAAUGAUAUCGGGAGAGAUGCAUCUCCCCUGAUGCAUUUCAAUGUACUGUAUGCUCCAAAAGAUACCUUCAUAUCAAUCAGUCCAUCUAGUGUUGCACUUGAGGGCAGUUCAGUGACUCUGACCUGCAGCAGCAAAGCCAACCCACCAGUGGACACAUAUACCUGGUUUAAGAAGAAUGGAAAUAAACACUCAGAGAGGGGAUCAGGACAGAAUUACAUCAUCACAAACAUCAGGUCUGAAGAUAGCGGAGUAUACUACUGUGUGGCGAAAAAUAAACAUGGAGUUGCAAAGUCUUCGCCCGUGUCUUUAAAUGUUCUGUGUGUCGAUGUGCGUCUUGUCAAUGGCUCAAACUACUGUUCUGGGAGGUUGGAGGUACAGCUUUCUGGACAGUGGGGGACGGUGUGUGACAACUCCUGGGACAUGAGUGAUGCCAAUGUGGUAUGCAGGAUGCUAGGAUGUGGUGAAGCUAAAAAGACUUCUGGGUCAACUCACUUUGGCAACAGUAAAGGUCCAGUUUGGCUGGAUGAAGUGCAGUGUUUUGGAUCAGAGACCUCUCUGCAGGAAUGUCACCAUGGAGUCUUGUUGCCAAUUAACUGUAACCCUGGAAAACUAGUUAGUGUUGCAUGUAAUGGGAAAUCGAAAACACCCGUGGCUCUCAUUGUGAUGGGUGUUGUGAUGGGCGUCCAAACUCUGGCAUUUGUUAUUUACCUCAUGAGGAAAAAGACAGAAGCUAGAAUUGAAGGUUUACAGACUGCCAACCCACAGACCUGUGAGAGCACUUAUGAAACUCUUAAUGUAAAAGACAAGUCUUGUGAUUAUGACACUUUGAAUGUAAAGAAUGCAGAUAAAGGCACAGAGGCUACAAAAACAAGCCCCCGGAAAAACAAUUCAGCAUAAGGAUUAUUCAGCUGAGUAUUCUGAGAACCUACCAGAAAGUAACAUUUAAAAUUUGUGUCAAAUGACUGUUAAAAAAUAUGGCUACAAUUCCUGCAUAGUUCAUAUACCUCACAUAUAAAUAACUUCUUAGAUGUUACUCCACUUUAGCUUUACCUUCUACUACUGUCAUGCCACCAGUGGCGCAGUGGGUUGGGCCACAGUC